Molecule: messenger RNA, 2007 nt
Organism: Pelecanus crispus (Dalmatian pelican)
Lineage: Eukaryota; Metazoa; Chordata; Aves; Pelecaniformes; Pelecanidae
Source: RefSeq, a predicted model, not a curated record
GGAAUAGAUGCUCUCAUUAAGAGGCUGAUUCGCUUUUAUGGGACUACUCAAAGUGGAUUUUAUUUUUGCUUUAGGUCCUUAUCUCCAGCAUUUAGGAUUCCAGAGCACCACAGGCAAAGGCAUGCUCAUAUUAAUUAUGACUGUGAAUAUAAAACCUUUCGUAAGGACCCAAAGAAGCCUAUGCCUUGGAGAACAGAAGAUGAAAAAUAUGGACAAAGCAAUUCCAGGUUUGCACCUCAUGGAAAUAACCACCAGAGAAUAUAUGAACGUAGAUCACCUUCACCAAACCUGAAAAGAAUUCCCAUGGAAGAUAGCUACAGUCAUAAGCCCUACAGAACACAUUCAUCUGAAAGAACUGAAAGCAAUAGGAGAUGCCAGUUACCACCAAAAUACUCAGAAAUACCGUAUAAAGAACAUGAUCGUCCAUUUUACCAACACAAAAUGGAAGACAGAUACAUGUUUGAGCACUACAAAGUCACUGGAAAUGAAAAAGGAAUGAAACCUUUUCAUAGACCGUUAGGGGCUUCAUGUAAACCUGAAAGAAAAUGGCAUGAAGAUGACUUGAGGCACCAGAGGUUACAUGAAGAGAAGUAUGGUCAGUCACCCAGAAGAGUUUCUGAUGAAUUUACGGCAAGGAGCUCUUUACAGAAGAGGUAUCCUGAAGAUCACGAUUACAGAGAAUAUGGGCACACGUCUAAAAGGGCUAAAGAAAUGGAGAGGUAUGACGGUGGAGAAGUAACAAGAAACUCCAAGUGGAAGCAAGAACGUUCUUUUCCACCCUACCAAGAAAAGGAGGAGCAAAGAAAUCUGGGUGCCCAGUCCCACCGAUCGGCUGAAAGGGAGUACUCAGAGGGUGCUGUCACAAAGAUAGCCUAUGAGUACAGUCACAAACGGCGCAGGCAUCCGGAUGGGGAAAAGGCUUUUUCAGACGAUAGAGCUCAGAAGUAUGUGAAGCAGGAAGACCAGAAAUACGGUUCAUCUAAGGGUGCCCGGAAUAGCAAAGAGCUAGAUUACUUUAGCGGUGGAAGAGCGAGACGGACUGAAGAAGGGCACGUCGAAGUACCUGUUAAAUAUAGUUCAAAGAAGGCCUGCAAUGCUUGUGUUAACUCUUCCAAAACGGAUGUUGGUCUGAGAUCUUUUAAAAACAAACCGAAGGAAAGAGUAAGGAAAGAAGGGGAAUUCAGGAAAAAAGUAGAUUCCUCCGAUAGCCAGCACGAUUCAAGUCACACUGUUUCAGAUGUGAAAAUGUCAGAUGUCAGCUGUAGGAGGGAACAUCUCACAAUCAAAGUGGAUAUGAAGAAAAUGGUGACCAAGUACAGGACCGCUUCUAGUCAUACUGCAGAGAGACAGAUGUCCCAUGAUCUGGUUGCUAUUGGCAGGAAAACUGAAAAUUUUCAUCCGGUGUUUGAGCACAUGGAAUCUGUAACACAAAAUGUUGAAAAUGACCCAUCAAGAGAAUUUACUCAGGAAAUAAUCACAAUUAUCCAUCAAGUUAAAGCAAAUUAUUUUACAUCUUCUGACAUAACUCUACAUGAACGGUUCUCAAAAAUUCAGGAUAAACCAAUUGCGAAUACGAAUGAAGUUAAAAUACGUUUGGAUCCAGAAAUUCACAGGAGGAUUGACAUGUCUCUAGCAGAACUUCAGAACAAACGAACUGUGCCAUCUGAAUCUCCCCAGAACAUUAUGAGAGUGUUAGAAGACCCAAAUGAUCUACGGCAUGAUAUAGAGAGAAGGAGAAAAGAGAGAUUGAAGCAUGAAGAUGAGAGAGUGUUUCAUGUAGAUGGUGUAACUCCAAGGAACCAGCAAAGCUGCAGUCUUUCAAAAUUGCAAAACUCUCAACUUGAUGGCUUCCAAAAGCCUAUGAGGUUCAUUAAGCCACCUUUCAGGAAAUUUAUUGGGAAACCUCACCUGAAUUCUUACUACUCUUCAAAACCAAGUGAUACUUACCCUCACAGACGCAUUAGAGGACACCUUGAAAAUGCAGGACCCAUCAGAAGACACUUUAAG